GUUUUGUUAUGUUGAGUUGGCACGGCUUGCGACCCCCCCGAACUUGCAUGGUGUCCUUGGCUGCAGACGGAGACCCGGCAGUGUCUUUCCUGUAUUUUUAUCAGGAGUCCGCCCGUCAAGCGUAGAAGUGUUUGCCUUUUAUUUUGUUUGGACUCCCGAGCAAUCUUGUCAGCCUUUUCAUUUUUCC
Amoebophrya sp. A120 is the source of this 187-nucleotide messenger RNA. NCBI's taxonomy places the organism in Eukaryota, Dinophyceae, Syndiniales, Amoebophryaceae. The record is from the annotation of a GenBank genome assembly.